AUGGUUUUUGGGGUAGUCAUUGCGGCUGUGGGACAGCCUCAGCCGACCUUCUCAAUAUUUUUCACUCCAGAAGGAAAUGACUCGCAGCGCAGUAUUCGGCAACAGGCCAUCAUUCGACGCGUCGCUGAUGACCACUCCUUUCAGCUUCAGUGUAUCAGAGAGGGGCAACACACGGCUAGCCCAUCAGGGCUCCAAAGUCACACCAUUACGGGGAUAGCCCCAGGGGGCCCUUCAGGGGGGUCCGUUGUUUCAGGGCAAGUUGAUGUCAGCAGUAGUACAUCUAGUGCUGCUUCUGGGACGUCCACAGUUAAUGUUCUCCGAGAAGCAGAUGUAAAGGGUAGCAAGCGGCAGUGGACCAGCGGCACUCAAGGAGGGAUUUCAGGGACUGCACCAGAGGACGGCGUGCUGGAGGGUCUUCUGAUGCUGCAAGUUUCUACACUCUUUAGUAGCCCAAAACUCGUUCUCUGGAAGCGCGUCGAUGAGAUGUUGUACAUGGUGGUUUUCGAGGUAACAGAAAAUUGCCUCCUUGUUUCAAACUUCUUAACGCUCUUCAUUCACAUCCUGGCAGACAUCUUCGGCGUUACGGCUGACUCUCCUCCGUUGACAAACCUUUACCAAAAGAGGCCAGAUGCCUUACUGGUGACUCUGCACUAUUUGCUCCCAGGUGGUCAGCUGCUUUUUACGAACAUCCCGAGAAUGCAACGCAUAAAGGCCGACAUCAAGGAGGCAUUACGCCAGGGAGCUCAAGGUGGAAAAUCCUGA
Cyclospora cayetanensis is the source of this 762-nucleotide messenger RNA. RefSeq lists its product as uncharacterized. Gene Ontology annotation, biological process: endosomal transport; double-strand break repair via homologous recombination. Gene Ontology annotation, cellular component: cytosol; AP-type membrane coat adaptor complex; lysosome. Lineage: Eukaryota; Apicomplexa; Conoidasida; Eucoccidiorida; Eimeriidae. The transcript has 6 exons. The record is from RefSeq and is a predicted model, not a curated record. Bases 1 to 762 code for a protein of 253 amino acids.